This is a messenger RNA of Oncorhynchus masou masou (cherry salmon), 2886 nucleotides long. Its product is annotated as sodium-dependent phosphate transporter 1-A-like. Gene Ontology annotation, cellular component: membrane. Gene Ontology annotation, biological process: phosphate ion transmembrane transport. The transcript is spliced from 11 exons. Gene Ontology annotation, molecular function: phosphate transmembrane transporter activity. NCBI's taxonomy places the organism in Eukaryota, Metazoa, Chordata, Actinopteri, Salmoniformes, Salmonidae. Bases 602 to 2518 code for a protein of 638 amino acids. The record is from RefSeq and is a predicted model, not a curated record.
UACUCUCCACCCAUUGCCGAACAAAUAUAAGCCAACAAGCAAUUUAACAUAUAACAACAUUGGCAGCGCCACUUGAUAUAGACCUCUCCUCCGAUGACUGUUUAGCCUACAAGUGGACAAGUGACAGGAUACUGCAGAUGCUUGCUUUCUAGACACACAGUCUUUUCAAUGUCAACUACUUAUUGUAACAGGAACAGUGGAGCGCCAGCCUUCGGAGAGACACUUUUUUAACGACAUUAUUGUUUUUUUGCAGAACAUUGUAUAUCAUCAACCACCUGCUGAGGCUACCACACAAUGGAUGUCCUUUGCAUAUCAUCGCAGUGUCUAAGAAAACUCUCACACCAGCUUUGUGUACUUAGAUAACAAAUAUUGUUUUACCCUUCCCAUCAGCCGCUUAUUGAACAGAGCUCGGAAAGGAGUAAGAAAAUAACUAUAUUCUUUGAUUUGAGGCUGGAUACCUGAAACAUUUAUUUAUUGAAUCUCAAAGAAGCAAUAUACCUCGUUAUUUAUUAAGCAUAUUGGAAAGCAUUGUUAAGUAAUUUUGAAACUAUCCUAAUAUUUAGAAUUUAGUUUUGAGAUUCAAACACACAAGUUUUUUUCAAUGGAGUCUUCCACUAGAGCAUCUCUCGCAGCAGCCACCACUUUAGCUACCGCGGCCUAUUCAAGCGAUAUGUCAGGCUACCUGUGGCUACUGAUCCUAGGCUUUGUCAUUGCCUUCAUCCUGGCCUUCUCUGUGGGGGCCAAUGAUGUGGCCAACUCAUUUGGCACGGCGGUGGGCUCUGGCGUGGUCACCUUACGGCAGGCCUGCAUCCUGGCCACUAUCUUUGAGACCGUGGGCUCCAUGCUGCUAGGGGCCAAAGUCAGCGAAACCAUCCGCAAGGGCAUCAUCGAUGUGAACAUGUACAAUGGCUCCGAACACGUGCUGAUGGCAGGCUCCAUCAGUGCCAUGUUUGGUUCUGCUGUGUGGCAACUGACCGCUUCAUUUUUGAAGCUCCCUAUAUCUGGAACCCACUGUAUUGUGGGUGCGACACUUGGUUUCUCCAUGGUAGCCAAAGGUCAUCACGGGGUCAAAUGGAUGGAGCUACUACGCAUUGUGGCAUCAUGGUUCCUCUCACCUCUGCUGUCAGGCAUCAUGUCAGCAAUUCUCUUCUAUUUUGUUCGUAAAUUCAUCCUGAAUAAGGAGGACCCUGUUCCCAAUGGCCUGAGAGCUCUCCCUGUCUUCUAUGCUAUCACCAUGGCCAUCAACCUGUUCUCCAUCAUGUUCACUGGAGCCCCCUUGCUGGGGUUCAACAAAAUGCCAUGGUGGGUAACACUGCUCAUAUCGCUAGGCUGCGCCCUCGUCACAGGCCUGGUCGUGUGGUUCUUCGUCUGUCCACGGCUCAAGAAGAAGAUCAGGCGUAAAGUUGCCUCCAGCCCCUGUAUGACUCCACUGAUGGAGAAGACCCCUUCCAAACCUGCCCUACAGGAGCAUCCUUCCACAAUUCAACCUUGUGACUCUGUUCCCCAGACACCACCAGCCUAUGAGAAAAGGGCGGCCUUUAAGAUUGGAGGUUCGGAGGAGGCUGAUCUGGACAGCAACAUGGACACCAAAGACUUAGGUGCUAGCAGCGGUAUUAAUGGUAUGGGCCCCAUGACCAUCACGGACCCACACAGUGGUCAGGCUCACACUGUACACAAGGAUUCAGGGCUCUACAAAGACCUGCUGCACAAGCUUCACCUAGCCAAGGUGGGUGACUGCAUUGGUGACGACGAUGGGAGGCCCAUACGGCGGAACAACAGCUACACCUCUUACACCCUGGCCAUCUAUGGCAUCCAUGGGGACCCCAGAUACAAGGAGGGAGAGCUAGCAGAUCAGCGGAGGAGAUUGCGGCUGGACAGCUACAAUAGCUACUGCUCGGCAGUAGCAGAUGGUGGCACAGUGGCUAAGGAGGAGGCAGGGGCUGUGGGGCUGACACUGGAGGCUGGCCAGGACAUACUCCAAGAGGAGGAUGAGCUGGAGGUGGACCGGCCAGAGGUCACACAUCUCUUCCGGUUCCUCCAGAUCCUCACUGCUUGUUUCGGCUCUUUCGCCCAUGGAGGAAAUGAUGUCAGUAAUGCGAUUGGUCCUCUGGUGGCUCUGUGGCUGGUGUUUGAGAGUGGCUCUGUGGUGUCCAAUGCUCCCACACCUAUCUGGCUGCUGUUGUAUGGAGGAGUGGGCAUCACUGCUGGGCUCUGGGUGUGGGGACGCAGAGUGAUCCAGACCAUGGGCAAGGACCUCACCCCAAUCACCCCCUCCAGUGGAUUUAGCAUUGAACUGUCCUCAGCGCUCACAGUGGUAGUGGCCUCCAAUAUUGGUCUCCCUGUCAGCACAACUCACUGCAAGGUGGGCUCUGUGGUUGCUGUUGGAUGGCUGCGUUCCAGGAAGGCUGUUGACUGGCGUUUGUUCAGGAACAUCUUCAUCGCCUGGUUUGUAACCGUCCCCAUCUCUGGGCUCAUCAGUGCUGCCAUCAUGGCUCUCUUCACCUAUGUUAUCCUGUGAGGUUCAAAUGGACCUGGGAUGACCUUGACUUCACCCCUGACGAGGGUCUACUACACUGCAGCCGGGGAUACUGUUGUUGUCUCACUAACCAUAGUUUAAAACUGUGUUGAAAAAUGUGUGUUUCAGCAUGUUUAUGUUAUCUGUACAUAUCAAGUCCUGACUCUGUUUCUUUGUUUCUUUAUACACAUGUGUUUACUGCACAAUAUUCAACAUCAUUGAAGUUGAUUACUAUGUAAUGUUGAUCAUCUAUCUAUCAUGUAAUGAAUUGUUUGAAAAAUUGUAAAAUGUCUAGUUUACAGAAGAACUAGGAGGUGUCCCUCCAAUGGUGUUUCUAAUAAAAAAAUUGAUUCAAAAUAAAAUGACAUUAC